This is a messenger RNA of Hypoxylon trugodes, 3293 nucleotides long. Its product is annotated as RNB-domain-containing protein. Lineage: Eukaryota; Fungi; Ascomycota; Sordariomycetes; Xylariales; Hypoxylaceae. Gene Ontology annotation, biological process: mRNA catabolic process. The record is from RefSeq and is a predicted model, not a curated record. Gene Ontology annotation, cellular component: P-body; exosome (RNase complex). Gene Ontology annotation, molecular function: 3'-5'-RNA exonuclease activity; RNA binding. The transcript has 3 exons. The coding region runs from base 84 to 3179 and encodes 1031 amino acids.
AUAAAUUUUGCCACGAACAACCAAGACAACAGAAUUUUAUACCAGACUAGACAUAUCUCUUUCACGUUUCUUUCAUCCAGAGGAUGUUACGGAAUUCGAAUGCGCCUUAUGUCUGCUGGAGAUGUGCCUCACGAAAGCUCUCACCUAACGUGUUUCCACGGGCGGAUGUGAGGUCUCUGCCAAGAACUAGCUACCCAUCAUGGAAAAGAACUCUGGCAACUGUGCAACAUCCCAUAUCGAAUGGCGGUAGUUCAAAUGCACAAGUACACACAGGAGAGAAAGGUGAGAAGGUAAAGCUUCCUAUCCGAGAACGUCUGUCAAUAUGGGAUGAGGAGAAUCGAGAUGAAGCGAACCCCAUGGUAGAAGACUAUCCAGAAUAUGGCGAGCUAGCCAAUAGCUUUACUCGCCCGCAAAAUGUCUCCAUGGGUACUUUCGAGAUUUCCGAGCCACUUUUUGAUGGGGAUGAAUUGGGCGACUUACGCGCUGAGGAUGCCACUUUGAAUCCUGGAGAUAUGGUUGAGUUGAGCUCCGACGGCUCGAGGAGACCGAUGUUGGCAAUUUGCCUGGGCCGGUAUAAUGGCUAUGAGCACUACUACACAAGCAGUGGAAAGUGGUUCACCGGCCUAGGCGUCAAGACACUUUUCGUCGUUCACAAUUUUGUUCAGCCAAAGGAACUUGAGCCUGUCAUUAAGGAGCUGCCAUCUGGCGACACGCCGGUAGAAACUCUUAACGCCCUCCAAGAUCUCGGCCAUGGUCCUUCAAGGAAAGCAGGAGCCUCACUGCUACGCAAAAUGCUGGGUUUUGUUCAGGAAGCCGAAGCCGUGUACCAGGAGAACGCUGGCACACUAGAUGCGUCUAGCGCCUUCAUUGGUGACCCGGUAAAGCAUCGAUAUCUAACCCUCCACGAGAUUACCGAAUUACUACUUCCUGAGUCCUAUCUAAAAGAUGGGAAAUACGACCAUAGAGCUUUGUAUGCUGUGCACAGGGCUCUAUUCCAGGACGAAGUGUUCUUUAGGCCACUCAGACGAACUGGCCACAAGAGAUCCUACCUCUUCGAAGUGAGCCCGCUGUCUGAGGUACGGGUCAUACAGUGGGUCGAAAUCAUGGUGCGAAGUUACCUAGAAAAGGACGGCGGGCCGGUUACUACCAAGCAAGGUAGCUGGGUCCCACUCCAUGGAUUUAUCGAAAAGGCACGCGAUUUAAUUGAUCAUAGUCGAAAACAUCGACAAUUUACAAAUAGCGGUAUGGUUGGGCCAUGGACGAAACCAUUGUUUAAUUCGCAAUUCGCCACAAAUCAAUGGUCCAAGACGGAGCUAGAAAUAUUACAAUUUAUGGAACUGUGGGCUAGUUACCAGAAAUUUCCAGCCUACUCACGGCUUCAAUGUCUCGGGUCUAGUAUUUUACGAGCGCUUGACAGAUAUCACGAUGCAAAUCAUCUCGCGGUGUCGACGGGCUGGACCUUUCUUCAAGAAAUUGGUUGGAUCCCAUCAUGGGAAAUUCCAGCUCGGUAUGGUUUGCGUUUCCCGGGCGUCGAUAUUCAGCGGGGAGGGAGUUAUAUCCGACCUUACUUCGGCAUGCUCGAUCGCCACUUGAAGGAUGAUGCUCUGGCACCUAUGAGGAAGGUCUGGGAAAACGUGACUGCGUACUGUAUCGACUCUGAGGCUACCGUGGAUAUUGAUGAUGCUGUCUCGAUCGAGCGGACCCCCAAUCCAAGCCAAUACUGGAUCCAUAUUCAUGUAGCCGACCCAGCUUCUUCAAUCCAUGCUGAGACCCCGGUUGCUAAGCACGCCGAAUUGAUCCCACAAACGAUAUACCUAUCUGGCCACUUUGAGCGUAUGCUACCCGAUUCUAUUAGCCAAGGCAGAUUUUCUCUGGCCCCAGGUAGACCUUGCUUGACGUUCAGUGCAUUAAUGGACAAAGAAGGUGUCAUUCUAGAACACAAUAUCACACCGGGGAUCCUGGAGGAUGUCGUCUACAUGACAGGCGAAGAUGUUUCCUCGGCGAUAGAGGGUAAACGAAAUGAUCCUAUUACCACAGAAGAAAAAGCAGAGAUGAGCCUUGGCCCUAUUCCGAAAGCCAAACCGGCACCAAGAAAGAUGACCAGGCCCAAGGAUCUGAGCAAUGACCAGAAGGAGGAAUUAACAUUGCUUUCUGAACUAGGGAGGGCGAUCCAAACAAUACGGCUGAGUAAAGGUGCGACGCCCUUCUUCCAACCACGACCUGAGGCUCAGGCAUAUUUUGAUCAUAUCCCGUGGGAUAAGAAAAAUAACUUAGUGUCCAUUUUGGGGGAUCCCGCGAUUCGCGUGGCAUACUCCCAGCGCACUGCGACUGACCUAGUCGAGCACGCUAUGCGUUUGGCAGGUGAGAUCGCGGCCCGAUGGUGUCAUGAGCGUGGGAUUCCUAUCCCAUUCCGCUCGCAACCCCAUGCUGUGCAGAACGCCGCCCAGGUCCAGCAGUACACUCGUGAUGUCUUUUACCCACUCCUCAAAGCAGGGAUCCGGCCGGACGAUAACCAGUGGCGCCAACUACAUGCUCUCAUAGGAAGCGAUGAGAUUACUACGACGGCUGGACCACACUUCACCCUCGGCGUUGAUAUGUACACUAAGGCGACGUCGCCAUUGCGUCGGUUCUCAGACUUGAUCGUCCACUGGCAGAUCGAGGCAGCCCUUCUCGAAGAGCGCCGUCGUGGGACAAGCCUGAUAGGGAACAAAGAUGAUGACGCUUCGUUCCUCCCUUUCAGCCGCGAGCGGCUGGACCGUAUGCUGCCGAUGAUCCGGGUGCGCGAAAAGCAGGCUCGCGCGUUGGCUAGCGGGGACGGUGGAGACCAGUGGAUCCUGCAGGCGCUGGUGCGAGCGUGGCGAUUUGGCGAGGCCCAGCUCCCCGAGACGUUUCGCUUCAGCGUUGUGCACGUCCACGGGCGCCGGUCUAUCCAAGGACGGCUAGAUUGGUUUGAGCGCUCUGCUAGGCUACGCCCCGACGCCCUCAACGACGUGCUCAAAAUGGCCGAUGCUCGCGUCGGCGACGUGUACGAGGUCAAACUGCAGGAUGUCAAUGUCCAUGCCAAUCAGAUCCUUGUCGAGGUGCUCAGGGUUAUUGAGAAAACCGACGAUAAGAAGAGUGGCGACGAGGAGAGUGGAUUACUGGCUGGGGGUGGAGAGGGGGUGAAGGCGGAGGUCUAAGCGGAGACAAUCGACUAAACUGCAUUUCGGUAUAUGAGGCAAACAUGGAAAGUAUUGACUCGACUCGACGCGAUAUGUAAGAUUGUAUAGAUAACUAGAUCGAUGUGGCGUUGG